This is a messenger RNA of Penicillium verhagenii, 222 nucleotides long. RefSeq lists its product as uncharacterized. The coding region runs from base 1 to 222 and encodes 73 amino acids. NCBI's taxonomy places the organism in Eukaryota, Fungi, Ascomycota, Eurotiomycetes, Eurotiales, Aspergillaceae. The record is from RefSeq and is a predicted model, not a curated record. The transcript has a single exon.
AUGGCCAAAACAAAGAAAAAGGGGUCGACCGGCCGCCCACCGACCACCACCGCGAGCUCUGUAGACUGGCCUCAGCCUUCUACCAAAGAUCGUGAUAUCCGCGCUUCCGCCGUCAAUAUAUUGAAGAUCUCUGAGCAGUGGAAGCUGCUCGUUAACGACGAUUCCCCGCCCCCCGCGAAGACUCUGCACGGCCUCCUUGACGCCGUGAUUUCCCUGGCAUAA